AUGGAAACUUGCCACUUUCUUGGCCACCCUUUUCAGUCAGUUAUAUACCCAAAACUUCAAUUUUCAGCUAAGCCCAUAAAAAAUUCCCAAUCUUUACCUGCAAAUUCUGUUACUAAAACCAUUAAAACUCAAUCUCAAGGUUCAGUUUUAUAUAAUAAUAAUAAAAAUACCUUUUCAAAAUCCAAUAAUAGACAGACAGCUAUUGUUGAUAUUCUACAAUCCAAUGAUUUGCAUUUGGCUCUUUCAAGGUCAGGAAGUGUGUUGAAAGUGCAAGACUUGAAUUUUGUUAUGCGGGAAUUCGGUAAGAGAAAUCUGUUGAAGGAGCUUUCUCAGGUUUUUGAGUGGAUGCAGCAAAACGAGAUACUUAACUUUGCUUCUUAUAGUAGUUACAUCAAGCUUAUGGGAAAGAGCCUCAAUCCUAACAAGGCACUGGAAAUAUACAAUGGCAUAGAAGAUACGUUAACCAGGGUUAACCCAUCUGUUUGUAAUUCCGUUCUUGGCUGCUUAACUAAAAGUGGCAAACUUGAGAAAAGUCUUGAACUUUUUCGUCUCAUGAAACAAGAUGGUCUAAUACCAGAUGUGGUUACUUAUAGCACGUUACUUGCAGGUUGUGCCAAAGUCCAAAAUGGUUAUACAAAAGCAAUAGAGUUGGUCAAGGAGCUCAAAGACAAGGGGUUGCAGAUGGAUAGUGUUAUUUAUGGAACAAUUAUAUCUGUUUGUGCUUCACGUAAUCAAUCCAAAGAAGCAGAGAGUUAUUUUAACCAAAUGAAGACUGAGGGCCAUGUUCCGAAUGUCUUUCACUACAGUUCUCUGCUUAAUGCUUAUUCAAUAGAUGGAAACUACGAGAAGGCUGAGGAGAUAUUUAGAGACAUGAAAGCAGCAGGGUUAGUUCCAAACAAGGUAGUUUUGACAACUUUAUUGAAGGUUUAUGUUCGAGGAGGUUUGUUUGAAAAAUCAAGAGAGUUAUUAACUGAACUAGAAGUCCUUGGCUAUGCCAAAGAAGAGAUGCCCUAUUGUUUGCUAAUGGAUGCUCUAUCAAAAGCCGGGAAAAUAGAUGAAGCGAAAUUGGUGUUUAGUGAAAUGAAGAGAAAAAGUGUGAAAACAGAUGGCUAUUCCUACAGCAUUAUGAUUUCAGCCUUCUGUAGACAUGGGCUCCUUGAUGAUGCAAAGGAAUUAGCAUCAGAAUUUGAAGCCACAUAUGAAAAGUAUGAUGUAGUUAUAUUGAACACAAUGCUAUGUGCCUACUGCAGAACCGGAGAAAUGGAGAAUGUGAUGAAUUUAAUGAAGAAAAUGGAUGAAUUGGCAAUCAAUCCUGACCGAAAUACUUUUCAUAUACUGAUAAAGUAUUUUCUUAAGGAGAAGUUAUAUACGCUUGCCUUUAAGACUUUGCAAGAUAUGCACAACAGAGGCCAACAGCCAGAUGAAGAACUUUGUUCUAACUUAAUGUUUCAUCUUGGUAAAACCGGUGCCUAUUCAGAAGCAUAUACUGUGUAUAAUAUGAUGAGAUAUAGCAAGAAACCACCGUGCAAGGAUCUUCAUGAGAAAGUUUUAUAUAUUCUCAUAGCUGGGCGGCUUUAUAAAGAUGCAUAUGUUGUGUUCAAGGACAAUGCGAGGUUGAUCUCUCGGCCUGCUAUGAAGAGGUUUUCUAGUUCAUUUAUGAGAUUUGGUAAUAUAAAUUUGAUAAAUGAUGUCAUGAAGGCUAUUCACACCUCGGGAUACAAAAUUGGUGAGGGCUUGUUUUCUAUGGCGGUAACCCGAUACAUAGAUCAACCAGAAAAGAAAGAUUUGUUACUUCAAUUGCUGGAAUGGAUGACUGGUCAAGGCUAUGCUGUUGAUCCAUCAACAAGAAAUUUACUACUCAAGAACUCAGAUUUGUUUGGACGCCAGCAGACAGCUGAGAUUUUGUCUAAACAACAGGUGAUGUCAAGAGCAACAAAAGCACGUGAGACAAGCAAAAGAUGAAGACAUUUGGAUCAACGUUCAUCAUCCAGUAGAUAUGAUAUACAAGGCAGCAUAGCUGUGAAAUUUGUGAACGUUCACGUGCGAAUCAACGGUGCAUCUUGAGCCGUCACUAUAGUUUUUUAGCAAAUCCUGUUACAAAGGAAAACAAGAUUUUCAUUGUUUCUUGUUACCUUUCAUGAAGGUGCAGCUAAUGUUGUAUAGGAGUCAUGAUGCACGUUUGUUUAUGGUUUAGACCAUCAGAGUUUCUACCAAAGCAUGCUAGAGGUGAAACAUAAAACAAACACAAACAUAUGGUAGAUUUUGAGAAUAGCCCUUGACGUGUGUACUUCACUUGGAAGCCAAUUAGGGAAAAGCUGUAUUUGCCUGGUGUAAUCAGGAAAGGAAAUAUCUGAACUGAAGGAAAUGUAACUUUGUGAUUGUACAGGACUACAGGCAAAGUUAAAUGUGUUGUAGGGGAUUACAAACAUUGAGAGGAUUUAAUUUGCGAAUUCUAAAACCCAAAGGGUAUACAAGUUUAUCAGAGGAUAUGCAAUCUAGUAUUACUGGACAUGAAACGUUGGAUUUUUUAUUUUAUGAACAGCAGAGCUAUUUGUAUCUAUUACCUAUUAAGUAUUUGUGCAUGAAAAUAGAAUGAACUUUUUACA
This is a messenger RNA of Erigeron canadensis, 2606 nucleotides long. RefSeq names its product pentatricopeptide repeat-containing protein At1g10910, chloroplastic. Lineage: Eukaryota; Viridiplantae; Streptophyta; Magnoliopsida; Asterales; Asteraceae. Bases 1 to 1962 code for a protein of 653 amino acids. The transcript has 11 exons. Gene Ontology annotation, molecular function: protein binding. The record is from RefSeq and is a predicted model, not a curated record.